GGAACAUUUUGUAAAAUGUCGGAGAAAGAAUACCGGGGCAAUUUAGAAAUGUUAUCAGAAUAAAAACAAACUGAACUGGAGUUGUUAUUAAAAAUUACAUUAAGUGUAUAAAUCGGCAGUGCUUUAAUUACUGAAUAAAGUAAAAAUAUGUCUGCUCUUCAGAAGACGAUAAUGAAAAACAAAUUGCCGCCAAGAUGCCCUAGAACUUCUGGCGUAUCGAAGCUCGCGCCAUUCGGCGCAGGCCGUCGUAAGGACUACACUCCAGUACCCUGGAAGGAGUAUUUUGAGAAGACAGUAGAUGUCGAGACUGAUGGAGGAACCUUCAAGGUGUACCUGUCUCCGGAACCUGAUCAUCCGGACAGGCCCAGGAUAGUGACUUUACAUGGAGGUGGUUAUUCAGGACUUAGUUGGGCUUUGUUCACUGAGGAGAUAACCAGCAUGAUACACUGUCAGGUGGUGUCAAUAGACAUCAGAGGCCAUGGGGAAACUAAGGUGGAGAAUCCUGAUGACCUCAGCAUUGAGACUCUUGUGCAUGACGUUGAACAAGUGCUGCACAAGUUGUUCAGCGAUGGCAUACCGUCGCUGGUGCUGGUGGGGCACUCGAUGGGCGGCGCCGUCGCCGUGCGCGUGGCGCAGCGGCCCUCGCUCGAGCACUGCAUACAUGGCAUCGCGGUUAUUGACGUCGUGGAAGGCACUGCAAUGGAUGCCCUUGCCAGCAUGCAGAGCUUCUUACGGAGUAGACCGACACAUUUCAAGAGCAUUGAACACGCUAUAGAGUGGUGUGUCCGAAGUGGCCAGGUUCGUAAUGUUGAUUCAGCGAGAGUAUCUAUGCCCAGUCAAAUUGUGAACUGUGAAACAGGCCUCCUAGCCACAAACGAAGUGGAGACAUACACUCGAGUGUCGGGCUCCGCCCCCGAGCCCGCCCGACACGCGGCGCUGCCCGACCGCAUCGCCGAGGAGGAUGGCGAGGACAUAGCCGAGCCCGAGCCCGAGCCGGAGCCCCAGGCCUUCGCCCGCCCUACCGCUGUGGGGGACGGCGCUAGUACUAUGAAGUACAAAUGGCGUAUCGACCUAUCGAAGACGGAGCGUCACUGGGCGGGCUGGUUCCGCGGACUGUCGGCCGCCUUCCUCUCCCUGCGGCCGCCGCGGCUGCUGCUGCUGGCCUCUAUAGACGGCCUCGACAGGGAACUGACUGUCGGACAGAUGCAGGGUAAAUUCCAAAUGCAAGUGCUGACGCGAUGUGGUCACGCCGUACACGAAGACACUCCGGGCGAGGUAGCGCGAGUGGUAGCAGCAUUCGCCUUACGUCACCGUCUCACGUCGGCCACUGAAGCCGGCGAACAGAUGCAGCUCGUGCAUGCCAUGCCCGGCUGUUGAACUGUAUUUAUAUAUAGAAAAUACUCAAUAUAACUUGAUUUUACAAGGA
Messenger RNA from Helicoverpa zea (corn earworm), 1426 nucleotides. Its product is annotated as protein phosphatase methylesterase 1. Gene Ontology annotation, biological process: protein demethylation. The transcript has 10 exons. The coding region runs from base 148 to 1377 and encodes 409 amino acids. The record is from RefSeq and is a predicted model, not a curated record. Gene Ontology annotation, molecular function: protein methylesterase activity. NCBI's taxonomy places the organism in Eukaryota, Metazoa, Arthropoda, Insecta, Lepidoptera, Noctuidae.